Messenger RNA from Chanos chanos (milkfish), 1333 nucleotides. RefSeq names its product nudix hydrolase 8 (gene nudt8). The record is from RefSeq and is a predicted model, not a curated record. Lineage: Eukaryota; Metazoa; Chordata; Actinopteri; Gonorynchiformes; Chanidae. Gene Ontology annotation, molecular function: coenzyme A diphosphatase activity.
CAGAUGGUUGCCUCAACAUAUCUGCUGAGGACCCAUAAAUCACUUAAGCUGAUUGGGAGUCGGGAACUCUUUGACAUUCUACCACAUUGUCUGUUGUGGAGGCAGGAUGGCCCAAGACUGGGAAGAACUUUCUGUUAUGAGUCCUGCCUUGGACCAUUUUAUAUGGUGGGCAGAUCAGACAGACUGCACAAGGACAUACCUCACAAGACUGCAAAAGAAAAGGUUGCUCAAGUCUCACAAAGGACUAGCCAUAAGAUGAUAGAUAGCUGCGGACCCUGCCUGUCGUCAGACUCUUCAGGAUCCAAUGCAAAUAAACAUCUCUUCUACUCGCCUGUCAUCCUCGGCAUAUUCCGUCCUCCUGCAGCAGGCACAAGCACAAACCACUAAAGCAUUUGUUCACUCAUCACACAGCACGAUUAAAACCACUUCACAGGGACGUCUGAUAAAUCCUGUGCCAUCAAAGGAUUCAGAAUUCAGUAAGUGCCUGAUGCCAAUGAAACAAACAAACAAAAACCAAAGCUUUAUCGACAAAGAAAAGGCAGACCUUACAGUCGGCAGUAAGAUUCAGGAGAGAUGUUAUUCCAUAAUUAGGGAUGGGUUUCACAAGGACUUGUUAUUUCGAUUGUCAAGGUCGGCGAACAAGCUCUGGACUCCACAUCUAGAAGGCUGGAAUUGUUUUGGACAGUUAACGCAUCAGACCCGAGGUUGUCAUAGCGGUGUCCCGCGGCAGGCUGCCCAGAUGGACUGCUUGUCUCCUGAAAACGAGGCACGCUGCAGGCAGAGGCUAGAACCCAACUCCGCGUUGUAUGAGAAAGGAGAGAGGGAAAGAGCUGGGCGGCUGUGCUGGGUGUGUCUGUGCACUGUGGGGGGAGAGCCCUCCUUUUCCUCUUUUACACUUAGAUCCAGCAAACUCAAGGGAAGGCACAAGGGUGACGUCAGUUUCGCAGGUGGAAAACGAGACCCGUCGGACAGAAGUGUUGACACGGCUUUGCGAGAAGCUCGUGAGGAGCUUGGUAUAGCGGUGGGAGAAGAUCGGGUUUGGGGUGUGCUCAAACCGCUCCGUGACAUGUCUGGAAUGAUGAUCGCUCCAGUUCUGGCUAAUCUUGGGCCUUUGGAAGCUCUGUCAUUCAAACCCAACCCUAGCGAGGUGGAGGAGAUCUUUACCCUCACGCUAGCUCACGUAUGCAAUCCUCACAACAAGGGCUACACUCACUUCCGCACCGGUGAUCGCUACGGUUACACGCUGCCCGUGUUCCGUAAUGGAAAACAUCGCGUGUGGGGUCUAACGGCGGUCGCCUUGGACCACACGCUCAAACUCAUUGUGCCACAUUAG